Molecule: messenger RNA, 2279 nt
Organism: Patella vulgata (common limpet)
Lineage: Eukaryota; Metazoa; Mollusca; Gastropoda; Patellidae
Product: forkhead box protein F1
Exons: 2
Coding region: 429-1637 (402 amino acids)
Biological process (GO): animal organ morphogenesis; regulation of transcription by RNA polymerase II
Cellular component (GO): nucleus
Molecular function (GO): DNA-binding transcription factor activity, RNA polymerase II-specific; RNA polymerase II cis-regulatory region sequence-specific DNA binding
Source: RefSeq, a predicted model, not a curated record
GCGUAUAGUUUCUGAUCAUGUAAUGACAGUUCCACUUUUUCAUCGGUCACUUAGUUUGGAAACAAGAUUCGUCUCAGGAUUAACGUCCACAUUUCAAUGAACUUAAACUGGUUUCUGUUGUUGAGAUUCAGCGUCUGAGCAUUUGGUUAAAAUCUAUCCAAGGUGUUCGCUUCUCGGUCUGUUUUGACAUUUGGUGCUAGUAAGACGAGGGAGAGGAAGAAUUUCGAGCUCGUUGGACGUGUGUAUAUCACUUGGAUACAGAGGAAGAAACUCUUAGUGUUUGUGUGAACAAUGAUGUGUAUAUAAACGAUAUAGCGACAGAGUUGGACCACACUAAGGGAUUGUGCAAUACAAACACCAAACGGUAUAACCCGACGUAAAUAUUGUUAUUUUAAGGAUAUUUUAUCAAAUCGAUUCAUCUUUUGAAAAUGAUGGACUGUGAGAUGGACAGAAAGCCUUUGCAUAUGACUAUGUUGACCAGUGUACCUGAUCUCGGUCCAAUGACAGAUUUGGAUGAUAAACACGAUAUGAAAGAUGAUCACCAUGAUCCGGACAGUGGCGAUGAGAGUCCGAGCACCACCACAUCCCCAGAUUCCCCGUGUGAGAAAACCAUGGGCAAGAAACCCGGUGUUGGAGUACGCCGAUCGGAAAAGCCACCGUAUUCAUAUAUAGCUUUGAUUGUAAUGGCCAUUCAAGCGAACCCAACUAGAAGAUGCACCCUGAGCGAAAUAUACCAAUAUCUUCAACAAAAGUUUCCAUUCUUCCGCGGUACUUACCAGGGCUGGAAGAAUUCAGUUCGCCAUAACCUGUCUUUAAACGAGUGCUUUAUAAAACUACCUAAAGGAAUUGGCCGGCCAGGUAAAGGUCACUAUUGGACCAUUGACCCUGCUGCAGAGUUCAUGUUCGAGGAGGGUUCAUUCAGACGUCGCCCAAGGGGGUUCCGAAGAAAGUGCCAAGCCAUGAAACCGUUCGGAAUGUUGAACGGAAUGAGUAUGAACAGUACGCCACCUAUGAUGGGUUCACAUUAUGACUUUUAUUCACAAAAUUCUGGCAUGCCACCUAUGAAUAUGUCCUGUAAUACCAACAGUAGUCAACCAUACGAAACAUCGAAUAUGACCAACAUGGCCAACAUGGCGAAUAUGAUUAUGCCCAAUUCAAUGACACAACAUAUGCCAAAUAGUUGUAAUUUUAAUAACCGCUAUGCACCGAGUUGUGCCAUGGCCAGUAUGUCGAGUGUAAAUACUGAUUAUUCGCACCUGACCACGCCUCAAAAUACCCCGACACAGAGUGUUUCCCAGUCCAUGUACGACAGAGACCAGCUUAAUGCCAUGGCUACGUCACAGUGGCAGUAUCAACGUUAUGUCAAGCAGCAGCCGCUCAGUCCGACAGGUAGCACUGGUUCCAUGCACAGUAUGUCACCCCCAUCCAACACCGAUACCCUCCCAUACGGCAGCAUGCCCCCGGCCUCCAGUACCGAUACAGUAGAUUUGACAUUAGCUGGUAUGAGAGUGCCUUCUUUACCAUCUCAGUUCAGCCAGCCCUCAAGUUGUGAGCGAAAGCCUUACUUCCCUUACAGUGCCAACCCCAUGGCACCAACAAUGCAUACAACGCCUUAUUAUGAAAAAUGUGCCAUGUGAUCAAUGUGACUAUUUUAAGUGUUAUAAUUUUAUUGAAUAUAUUGUAAAGAUCUCCACUAUUUAUUACGUCUUCUUGUGAUUUAAGCACAAGGUUUGAAAUUAGAGAGGGAAUAUGUGUGUUAAAGACGAGAUGGACAAAUCAGUGCUGUAAUCAAUUAGUGUGGAUAAUCGAUUAUCGAUUUUUAUCGUGAAAAAAAAUAAUGAAAAUGUGCCAAAGAUAAACUAUUAUGCAUUAUGCAAGUGCCUUUAAGAACAAAUAUUUAUUGACAACAUGCCGCAUAAGUAAUUAUUAGUUAUUUAGAAAUAAUAAUCUAAAUGAAUAUUUCAUAAUGUGCUUUAAGAUAAUUUUAUAAAAAAAAUAUUCAAGAGGGGCCUUGAUUUAUUAACAAAUUGUGUCUCUAAUUGGAGCAAGUUUUUCAUAUAAAAAUUAAUGAUAUUUAACAUUUUCGUGUUUGUAUAUCUAUAUUUUUCUAGGCAAACUAUAUAUACAUGUAUUGUUUCAGUUCCUAUAUAGAUAUAUAUUACACCACCGUCCAUAGAAUCUAGUUUAUUUUUGUUGUCAUGGUAAUACCAUAAUUAAUAUCCUUCACCAUUUUAUGUAAAUAUGUACAUAACACAAAAAAUAAAUUCACUUUUUUAUAA